CGUGUAACUUUUUUGACCAGGAGCAGCAGGCUGGAAAGAGGAAGCAAGAAGCUUUAAGAGUUAGAUCUCCCCAACACAAAGUAACACAGUUGCUACGUUUGAAUACGUUUUUACCACCUGCUGGCCAGGGGCUGCAGCGGCAUUAAAAAGUUAGAAAAGCCCAAACCCGCAAAGUUCAAUAGAUUUGAAGAAAGAAAAAAAAGACGUUAUCUGCGUGAAGGGAAUAGAGCGAAGAUGACGACCAUAGAUCCACAUGUGCAAUAUACCAACUCUUAUAACAUGACAGAAGACGAAUAUAUGCUUCAAGAAGAAGACUGGGAUAGAGACCUACUCCUGGAUCCUGCUUGGGAGAAGCAACAGAGGAAGACAUUCACAGCCUGGUGUAACUCCCAUCUUAGAAAAGCUGGCACACAGAUUGAAAAUAUUGAAGAAGACUUCAGAAAUGGAUUAAAAUUGAUGCUUUUGCUUGAGGUUAUCUCUGGGGAGAGAUUGCCUAAACCAGACAAAGGAAAGAUGCGUUUCCACAAGAUUGCAAAUGUGAACAAAGCUCUGGACUUUAUUGCCAGCAAAGGAGUGAAACUUGUGUCUAUUGGUGCUGAGGAAAUUGUUGAUGGAAAUUUGAAGAUGACUUUGGGUAUGAUCUGGACUAUCAUUCUUCGUUUUGCAAUACAGGACAUUUCUGUUGAAGAAACGUCUGCAAAGGAAGGUUUGCUGCUCUGGUGUCAAAGGAAAACCGCCCCCUACAGAAAUGUCAAUGUGCAGAAUUUCCACAUCAGUUGGAAGGAUGGCCUUGCACUGUGUGCUCUCAUUCAUAGACACAGACCUGACCUUAUUGACUACUCCAAACUCAGAAAGGAUGACCCCAUCGGUAAUCUCAACACUGCUUUUGAUGUGGCAGAAAAAUAUCUGGAUAUUCCCAAAAUGUUGGACGCAGAAGAUAUUGUGAAUACACCCAAACCAGAUGAGAAGGCCAUCAUGACAUACGUAUCCUGCUUCUACCAUGCAUUUGCUGGUGCUGAGCAGGCUGAAACUGCUGCAAACAGAAUCUGUAAGGUUCUAGCUGUUAACCAAGAAAAUGAGAAGCUGAUGGAAGAAUAUGAGAAGUUAGCAAGCGAGCUCUUGGAAUGGAUCCGCCGUACCAUCCCCUGGCUGGAGAACAGGUCCCCAGAGAAAUCCAUGAGUGCAAUGCAGAAGAAGCUGGAGGACUUUAGGGACUAUAGGAGAGUUCACAAGCCACCCCGUGUGCAGGAGAAGUGCCAGCUGGAAAUUAAUUUCAACACUCUGCAGACCAAGCUAAGACUUAGCAACCGGCCUGCAUUCAUGCCCUCAGAGGGCAAGAUGGUGUCCGACAUUGCAAACGCAUGGAAAGGACUGGAGCAAGUAGAAAAGGGUUACGAGGAGUGGCUUUUACUAGAAAUUAGGAGACUGGAACGUCUAGAACAUCUGGCUGAAAAGUUUAAGCAAAAAGCUUCCCUGCAUGAGUCUUGGACUAGAGGAAAGGAAGAACUACUAUCUCAGCGAGACUAUGAAUCAGCAUCCCUCAUGGAGAUCCGUGCUUUGGUGCGUAAGCAUGAGGCUUUUGAGAGUGAUCUGGCAGCUCACCAAGAUCGCGUGGAGCAGAUCGCUGCUAUUGCUCAGGAGUUAAAUGAGCUAGACUAUCAUGAUGCUGCCGCUGUUAACAGCCGUUGCCAGGCUAUCUGUGACCAGUGGGACACUCUUGGUACCCUUACACAGAAGAGGAGGGAUGCCCUUGAGCGCGUAGAAAAGCUCCUGGAGACCAUUGACCAGUUGUAUCUUGAGUUUGCGAAGAGAGCAGCUCCUUUCAAUAACUGGAUGGAUGGGGCCACUGAGGAUCUGCAGGAUAUGUUCAUUGUACAUAGCAUUGAGGAGAUCCAGAGUCUCAUUACAGCACAUGAGCAAUUUAAAGCCACUCUUCCAGAAGCUGACAAAGAGAAGAUGUCCAUUUUGGGAAUCCAGGCUGAGAUCCAGAAAAUUGCCCAGACUUAUGGAAUUAAACUUUCCGGUAUCAAUCCAUACACCAAUCUCACCCACCUUGAUAUUGCUAAUAAGUGGGAGACUGUGAAGCAACUGGUUCCCCACAGAGACCAAACAUUGCAAGAGGAACUUGCUCGCCAGCAGGCUAAUGAGCGCCUGCGCCGCCAGUUUGCUGCACAAGCCAAUGUUAUUGGACCCUGGAUCCAGACAAAGAUGGAGGAAAUUGGCCGUAUUUCUGUAGACAUUAGCAGUUCACUGGAAGAUCAAAUGAACCAUCUCAAACAGUAUGAGCAGAACAUUAUUUCCUACAAAUCCAACAUUGAUAAACUGGAAGGAGACCACCAACUCAUUCAAGAAUCUUUGAUUUUUGACAACAAGCACACCAGCUACAGCAUGGAGCAUGUUCGUGUAGGAUGGGAGCAACUCCUCACUACUAUUGCUAGAACCAUCAAUGAAGUGGAGAACCAGAUUUUGACUCGUGAUGCCAAGGGCAUCAGCCAAGAACAGAUGAAUGAGUUCCGUGCAUCGUUUAACCACUUUGAUAGGAAGAGGAAUGGCAUGAUGGACCCAGAUGACUUCAGAGCUUGCCUUAUCUCCAUGGGAUAUGAUCUGGGUGAAGUGGAAUUUGCCAGGAUUAUGACUUUGGUUGAUGCCAACAAUACAGGUGUUGUGACCUUCCAGGCCUUUAUUGACUUUAUGACCCGAGAGACAGCAGAAACUGACACAGCUGAGCAGGUCAUGGCUUCAUUUAAAAUACUGGCUUCAGACAAGGGCUACAUCACAAUUGAUGAACUCCGCAGAGAACUGCCUCCUGAACAGGCUGAAUAUUGCAUCAGUCGCAUGACAAAAUAUAUGGGUGCAGAUGCAGUGUCGGGUGCCUUGGAUUACAUUUCAUUCUCUAGUGCUCUCUAUGGGGAGAGCGACCUGUAAUUAAAAUUAAAAAAAAAGCAUCUUUACCUGUAACUCAUUACUAUCCCCAAGCUCUACUAUUGCCUAGUUCGCAGCUACCUUUCCCUGUACCUAGAAAUUGUAUCCCUUCAAAGGAAAAACAUUUUUUUUUUCGAAAUGUAGAAUUAUGUGUCAAAUGUAUAUAUACACUUUGUUUAUUCAUCUCAGUGGGCUGUUAUGGAGGCACUAUUCUCAAACAAAUGAUAAAUCAGGGAAAGACAUCUCGUGGAAGUGAUUUGGUGGUGAUGACUCUGAAUUAAAGUCAAUAAGAUGGAAUGUUUCUGGAGGUUAGGACAAGGUCAUAUUGGAAUUCUGAAACAUAGAAAAACUCAUGUGUAAUGCCUUUUUAUUAUUAACACAUUAUGAAUGCAUUGUGAAUUGCUUGAUUUUUUUAAAGUAAUGAAAUGUUGCUCAUUCAGCAUUAUUCUAAUGACACAUAAAGAGGCAUUCACAUUAGAUUUGUGGCAUUGGCCUCCCUUGAUUCCAGGUGCUAUCAAUGUUUAAUGACAAAAUAGCCAUUUGACAUUAUUGUCUUUUCUCUGGAACUAAGCAACUUCAGUCCUUGAUUUCCCUGUGCUCUGCCAAGAUAGCUGUAUUACAGUUUACAAGUGGUUGUAAGAAAUUAAUUCUGGAUCAAUAAAUCUAUUUGAUUCUCACAGAAACAUUUCAUGUAAAGUAUGCAUCAGAGGCUCCAUGUCUGAAUUACAUUCAUUCAAGUGUAUAUAUACAUUUUGUGGAUAUUGCCAUAUUUAAAUAAAGACUGGUUUAUCAUUUCACAUUACCCACACCAGUAAAAUAUAAUAAUCUUUUUAACGUAUUCUCCUUCAUACAAAGGCACAAGUGGAAAAUGGGAUUGCAAUCAAGUGACAUUGUCAUUGAACCAUCUGCUUUGUUAACAUCAACUAAUUGACAAUAAAAUAUUUCUCUUAAUGCCA
Messenger RNA from Pelobates fuscus (common spadefoot toad), 3878 nucleotides. It is a transcript of the gene ACTN3, whose product is annotated as actinin alpha 3. The record is from RefSeq and is a predicted model, not a curated record. The transcript is spliced from 21 exons. Gene Ontology annotation, biological process: actin cytoskeleton organization; muscle cell development. Gene Ontology annotation, cellular component: cell projection; cell junction; Z disc. Lineage: Eukaryota; Metazoa; Chordata; Amphibia; Anura; Pelobatidae. The coding region runs from base 235 to 2925 and encodes 896 amino acids. Gene Ontology annotation, molecular function: calcium ion binding; actin filament binding.